Messenger RNA from Hippocampus zosterae (dwarf seahorse), 5199 nucleotides. RefSeq lists its product as uncharacterized. The transcript is spliced from 15 exons. The coding region runs from base 103 to 4263 and encodes 1386 amino acids. NCBI's taxonomy places the organism in Eukaryota, Metazoa, Chordata, Actinopteri, Syngnathiformes, Syngnathidae. The record is from RefSeq and is a predicted model, not a curated record.
AUAUGUAGCAAUUACCUCAGUCGGACACAUUUUACUCUUUUUUUUUUAACCUGAUAUGUAUAAUUGAGGGGGGGGGACUAACUGGUGUGUGUGUGGUAGGCAAUGGAUUUCAAGCCCAACUUUGUGUUGAUGUCGCCCGGCAUGAAGCACUUACGGCUGCAGUGCACGGCUCAGGCAACAAAGCUGGCCCAAGCACACAGAGCGAAACCCGCAGCUACCACCUGCAAGAGCGCUUCCGUGGUGAAGGAGGAGGCCGUGGCCCGCAUCGUUAAAGGCGGCGGAGACCCCGAGUGCUGGCAACUGGUGCUCAGCGAGAUGACGCUCCAGUUUGGCCAGUACCGGGGCCAAACAUUCAAAUGGCUCCUUGAGAACGAUGUGGGCUACUGUGCCAUGGUCGUGGCUUCCCACCAGAAGGAGCGCGACAACGGCGACACGUCGCAGUCACCCCUGGCGACGAAUAAAGAUUCCCUGGCAUUGUACGCGCACGUCUUCCCGGAGAUGGCCGCUGUCGUGCGGCAUCGGCUGAUGGUCAUGGGAGCACCGUUGGUCAGGGAGCUGGAUGAGCAACCGCUGAGAAUGGGACAUUUCCCCGACGAAACCUACCGUUCUCUCUAUGAGUCAGCUGAUGAGCGGCAUCGAGCGUAUGUUUGUCGUAUACGCGCAGGGAAACCUGGUCUGGCUGGCUCAUUCUUCCACACCCUGAACUCCUACAUCGUUGGGAGAGACAAUGAGGCAAAUUACAAAAGCCCUCAUCCAGUCCAAAGUGAGCGGGUGUCGGUCAAAAGUGAGCGGGUGUCGGCACGGCCUGAGCCAUCGGACGACGACGUCCUUGCAGCUGUCAUAGAGGUGGAGUCUCAGCAGCCGUCGUCGUCCCAGGCUUCCACUUCGUCUGCCGUCACAUCGCCCGUCCCUGCAACUCGCCCUCCCCCCUUGGUCUGGGCCCGUGGCGACACGGUGCCACAGCUGCCGGCGCCAAAGCAGAGCGUGCUCCCAAAGGGCUGGCUCAACACACUACCCGAGAGCGAGCACGCGUGGGUAGGCCGAGCGCUGUUCGAGAGAACGGCCGGUGGCAGAGCGGUCCUCACCACCAACCUCAAGCUGUGGUGGGAGCCCCCGAGCCCGCCCGCCUAUUUAACGCAGCCCCCCGCUUCAAACAGGCAGUUCUUCCACUCGAGUUUCUUCUUGUGGGCGCCGUACAAGAUGUGGGGGGUGAAACUGGCCUGCCCCGAUUCCAAAUGCGGCCACGACCGCCUGACCGGGGGGGGGCUGUACAGGACCGUUCGCCGGGUGCUGGAUCUGAGGGGCUGGUACUUCAUGGGCACAGAGAGCCUCGAGUGCCUCAAGUGCAACAAGAAGAUCUCGGCCUGGGAUAAGAGCAUCCGGAAGCAACUGCACAUCUCCAAGCAGUUGCUUUUCCCGGCAAUCAUGACUUACCAGCUGGCUUGCGACAAAGCGGUCAUCUCUCUGAUGAGGGCGCGCUCGCUGGGCAACAGUGCCACCCAGUUGCGCCGUGUGCUGACGGAGAUCCACAGUGAGGAGUGGAUGGCCAGGUGCACCAGCUACCUGUCCAUCCUCACGCAGCUGGGUGUCCCGGUCAGCGGGCGGGACGAAAUCCCGCCCAUGCGCUCGCUCCCCCUCGUGCCCUGGUUCCUCGCGGCCUACGUGAGGGACGUGCUCCCCCGCCUGGAGGACAACAAGGGCCGUCUCACCUCCAUCUUUGGAAACAUCCUGAAGAUGGACUCCACCAAGAAGUUGACCAAGAAGCUGGCAGGGGAAUCCGCCGGGACGGCCGCCUGGGUGACCAACGUGGGCAAUGAGUACGGGCAGGUGCUCAUGUCCGUGCUCACGGCCGCGGAGGGAGAGGGCCUUUCGGCCAUGGCGGACGGACUGGUCCGGCGGUACGGGGACGCGGGAAAGCCACCCCCGGAGGUGUUGUACGUCGACCGUGACUGUUGCUCCGUCGCCGGGAAGAGCAAAAUCCAUGACACCUUUGGCCAGUGGGACCGGUUGGUGGUCCGCCUCGACGUGUGGCACCUCAUGCGUCGCAUUGCCAGGGGCGUCAGUACGGACGCGCACCUCCUCUAUGGGCCCUUCAUGGCCCGGCUCGCCUCGGCCAUGUUCGAGUGGGAUGAGCGAGACCUCGAGAGGCUGAGGGCGGCCAAGCAGGCAGCGCAGGGCGGCGGCCACAUCACCCUGAAGCCCAAGGAGCUGGAGCGACAUUGUCGCCGCCGCACCAGGGGGGCGGAGGAGACCGAGAGGCUAGUCCAGGAGGUGCUUGACCACUUUUGGGAUGCCAAGGACACGAUGGGCAACCCUCUCAUCUACCGGGAGCGUAUGACGGAGAUCUGGAGGACGCAGCGUCGCCACAUGCGCUGCAUCCAGGACCCGCCGGGUGUGGCCCUCUACACCAAAACCGGGGAGGUCAAGAAAGGCGGGGUCACGCUCCCGGUGUUCCGCUGCGCGCGGGGGUCCUCCUCCCUGGAGUCCUUCCACCUCCAUCAGUGCCGAUUCAUUCCGGGCACAUCGGCCAACGCCCUCCACUUUCAGGUGUACCUGCUGGAGGGCUUGACCCAGUGGAACGAGGACAGGGGCAGGGCGGCCGUGGUGGGAGGCGGCAGUGAGGAGGUACGCUGCUAUAACGCGCGUGUGGUGGAUGCCUUCCAGGAGGUGGUGCGGAUGCGCCGGAUCUCCUCCCCCUUGCGCAAUUACACCCCGCCGGGGAAAUACACGGGGGAGCUCAUCGGGGUGGAGUACCUGCUAGCGCAGACCGGCGCCGUGCUCCAAUCCUGUCCGGGAGGAGAGGGGGAACACGGGGACGACUGGCAAGACCAGGUGACGGACGGGCAGGCACACAAGGAGGAGGAGGAGGAGGAAGACGAGGGGCUGGAACUCCACCGCCUGUUGGCCAUGUCGGCACUGACCGAGGGUCUCCAAGGAGAUGAGCCGGGGCAGGAGCGGGGAGCGCAAGAGGAGGAGAAGGAGGAGGAGGAUGUCGUGGGACCGGACGGCCGAGGGGGCUACCAGCACGUCUGCCGGCUGGCCGACGCGCUGGUGCAGCUGCGCGUCAACGCUUUCGUGAAACCGUCUCAGGUGUCGCGGAUAAAAGACCUGUGGGAGAAGCUUCCCGACCACGACAAGGGUCCUCCCCAGGCCCCCCCGCCGCGCCGUAAGCCGAUGGUCCAGGGCCGCUUCAAGAACUCCAAGGGUCGCCACGUGCCGAGCAUGGAGGCUGCCAAACGUCUCUUUAUCGGGAAGGGGAAUGAAGUGGCACGCUCUCCAGGUGCCAGCAGGCUUGUGGAGGCCAUCUUCUCGGACCUGUCCAACAUCCACACCCAGGGCCACAGCCUCGCCGGUGUGCGCAUCAGUCGCUGGGGCCUGGUCAUGCGUGACUACAGCCGGAUCAGGGACCUGUGCAGGACCAGAGAGCUCCUGGCCGCAGCCCCCGUCCACCUUUUUGCGGUUAACCACCGGACCCUUACUCAGUGGCACAGCCAGAGAAGCAAGCACGACAGCGCGCAAGCAAUGUGCGUGGCGAUCCCGGCCCCCAGCAGUAAAGCGGCGACUGCGGACGCGCUGGCUGAGGCCAGGCCUCUGAUGAAUCAGCAGCCCCUGGGGGAGGCGGCUUUCGAGCACCCGGUGGAUAGCUCCGGUACAGCGGUGACUCACAGGGGUCCCGUCCUGCCAGAUCUUUUCAUGGCACUGCCCGCGCCCCAAGGCGAGCGCUCCACCCCUUUGCCGGCCGCCUCCACGCCUUUGCCGGCCGCCUCCACCCCUUUGCCGUCCGCCUCUGCCAGUCCCGGAGCCUCCACUUCGGCGCCGGCCCCGACUCCGCCGUCCGGCAAGAGGGGCCUAAUCGGGUGUGAGGUCGCGCACCGGGUGAGGGCGCCGAAGGUCGCUCAUUUCCGCUGCAAGCGCUGCGGCAACCCCAAAACCAAGGAGUAUGGCCAUAGCCGCUACAGGAGCGAGCACUUUUGCGCAAUGGCGGAGGGUCGUACGGUGGACGAGUGGCUGGAAGAGAAGAGGAGCCAGGACACGGACAGAAAGGUGAUCUCACUUUAUGUUCUGCCGUCUCCCCGUCCCUUUUCGGCAGGCCUGAGAUGUCGGCGUCGGGCGGGUGUCAAGCUCUCCACUUGCUCCUUCUUUUUGAGAGCUGCUCUUGACAGCUUCCUGGCAGCCCGUGCCACCUUCACACUUGUUGCUUCGUUGUUGUCACUGCUCACUCUUGCUUUGUUUUGGCACCCAACCGACUGGUACUUAACAUGACGAUUCGAUGUGACCUCCCGCGGAGCGGACCCGCACCCCCACGCUUACCGCCGUGCGCUCAGCCCCGGCCUGCCCCUCCCCGACUGCGUCGUUUGCUUCCGGCACCCCCCGACGACGGCCCCGCUGCUCCGACGGCCGAGGGAGGUGGCCCCCCGCCACCCCCCCCCAAACUAACGACCAAGGGCAGCUGCCCCAACGAUCGAGGGAGAUAGCACUUGAAAAGCACCACUUGACCUUCCCCCCUACCCAUGCACUUUAAAUAAAUAGCUCCCACUUCUUGCACUCGGCUUCAUUUCUCUCAGCGGCCAGCCAACCAACCAGACAUGGCGUCCAUGGAGCAGCAAGGGGUCAGCGGUUCAUCGUCUGCCGCAACCGCGAGCACCCCCAUCGUUUGCAUGGAGUGCCGAGGAAAAUGCGAUGCGUGCGGUGGUCUGAUCACGAGCAGGAGGAGGAGGAGGAGGAGGUACCGUGCCAUCGGCGAGCCCGACGGCAGCGGUGAUACGCCCGCCAGGUGUACCGUUCGCAGGAGGAAAAACAGAGCCUUGCAGGACCAGCAGCUACUCGAUACCAACGAACAAUUCACAUGGGGCAGCGAACCUGGGCAGGAAUGCCUGUGGUGUGGCGAGGCUCGUACUUUGGCGGGGGGGCAUGCUUUUUACAAAGGCAGCUAUUUCUGCCAAUCAAACGAAGAUUGUAUGGAGGACGGCGAGGUGAACAUUUCAGCAUGGCUGCAAAAGCAGUUGUCUGCGCUGCCGCCAAAAGAUCCCCGUACCACUGCGUGGCGGCAACGCAAACACCAGACCGAGGGGCGGGAGCAGUUGACAGAGCGGAAAGCCAGAAAGUGCGGAAAGUGUGGCCACCCGCAACAGGCGGUGUACGGUCACACUUCCUUCAUGAGCAAAGUGCCCAAGAAGACUCUCCGAACCUUCUGCACAC